Messenger RNA from Somion occarium, 1436 nucleotides. The record is from the annotation of a GenBank genome assembly. Lineage: Eukaryota; Fungi; Basidiomycota; Agaricomycetes; Polyporales; Cerrenaceae.
AUGAAGCUCUCCGUUGCGCUCGUACUGUUCGCCACUCAGCUUGUCGUAUCUGCGUCCCCCGUUGCUAGUGAUGAUGAAGGACUUUCCAUUCCUCUUACCAAGCGUGCACAAUUAACCACAGAUGGUAUUGUUGAUCUUACUGCGGUGAAGGCAAACCUUGCCUUCGCUCAUGCGAAAUAUGAACGCGGCUUUCGCCAGUACCGCAUGAAUGUCGGCGUGGACCAUCCUUUGGCCGCGGGAUUCGCACUAACGAAUCUAACGGCGGACCUAACCAAACGCGACGUUGGCGAGAUGCCUCUCAAUGAACAGAACGGGGGUCAACUCUGGCAGGGCAUCAUCACUGUUGGUACACCUGCUCAGGAGUACACCAUCGACUUUGACACGGGUAGCAGUGACCUGUUCCUCCCUGCUGCGGCCUGCAAUGCUAGCUGCGACGGACACAAACGUUAUGACCCUACGAAUAGUUCUACUUCCCAAAGUCGUGAAUUAACGUUCCGCCUUCGUUACGGUGACGGUUCCACAGUUAGUGGAGACCAGUAUAAUGAUACCGUCGGCAUCGGUAUCCUUAACGCUAUCAAUCAGGCUCUGGGGGCUGCCACUGUCUAUUCUGGAUUCGACAAGAAUCAAUUCCCGCCCGACGGUUUAAUGGGCAUGGCUUAUCGUUCUAUUGCUGUCCUUGAUGCGGACCCAGUAGUUCAAACUCUGAUCGCUCAGGGGAAGACCACUGACCCCGUCUUCGCUUUCAAGCUCACUAGCGUUGGUGCUGAGCUUUCCGUCGGUUCGAUUAACAAUACGUUGUACACUGGUGACUUCACUCAAGUUCCAGUAACCAGACAAGCUUAUUGGGAAGUAAAUAUGGAUGGGAUCCUGAUAAAUGCAACGCAGGUGGUUGACCAACGAUCCGCUAUCAUCGAUACUGGCACAACUCUCGUCAUUGGUGACCCUAAGGGUGUUCAGAGUCUCUGGGACUCGGUCCCGGGCGCAAAGAAUGCUUCAGAGACAAUAGGUCUGCCAGGUUUCUACACCUUCCCUUGCGAUCCCCCUCCUCGAAUAGAGUUCAUUUUUGGAUGCAAGGCGUUCUUGCUUUCGCCAAAGACGUACAACCUUGGCAGGGUCAGUGCGGGGUCACCUGAUUGCGUCGGAGGAAUUGUGGCUCAAAGUGGUUUGUCUUUCUGGGCUGUUGGAGAUGUUUUCUUGCAGAAUGUUUACACCUCUUUCGACUUUGGGAGCAACAGCGUUGGAUUUGCUGAUCUCGCGUAGGACUAUGAGUCUUGACAGGAUUUUCACAAGUACAUGAUAGCAAGGUUCAUUUAUAUAAGACGCUAUCUGCCAUGGUGGUAAUGCCAUACAUCCCUCCUUUGAAAUUUCUAAUUAUUAUACAUACAGUAGCUUUCACCCAAGCGGCUCAUUCAAAUUCAAUUUGAUUUGUGGCGCUU